Messenger RNA from Cylicostephanus goldi, 849 nucleotides. The record is from the annotation of a GenBank genome assembly. Lineage: Eukaryota; Metazoa; Nematoda; Chromadorea; Rhabditida; Strongylidae.
AUGCUGUAUCCAUCACAUCGUCACCCCAUCGUAUCCGAUAUUGUAUGCUUUAACUCGCCUUUGACCGGAAUUGCGCGUUGGGAGUCGAGUAAUGGUCGCAUUGAAUGGCUUGAUGUCGAACGAGGCAUAGCUAAAUUGGCACAUCCGGGACCCACUCAUGUCACUGUAAAAGGCGCUGAGCAAAAAUUGACAAACUCGCUGUCCAUUGCACCUGCACAAAGCCUAAGUUUUGCUAAGGAUCUUCCAAAUGUGGUUUCGAACGCGGAAGGAUCUUCUUACCUGUUCCCGGUAAUUAUCGGUAGCAACGAAACCUCGUCGUCUCACGAAGCUGCUGCAGGCUGCACAGAAGAGCAGCUCUCAGCGCUUUCUACCAUUCGUGCGCCCUUCGACUGCACAACCGCCUUCACUUGUAAUAAAAUGGGUCCAGCUGUAAAUAUUCUAUCUGCGAAAGCGGUUUUCGUUCCCAAAAUUGGAUCCUAUGCGUGCGUGGUCGAACGACAAGAAGCGGGUCAAGUUCAUAUGGAUAUCGCUGGAGCUAACCAAGUGGAUCUCAAUAUAAUUGCGAAAUGGACAGGAGAUACGCAAAUCAAAAAUGCUGUUGCGAGCACAGUAUUCCAUAUGGCUAUGAGAGUUCUGGAGUCGGAGAUCCAGUUAUCGGAUAUGGAUAAAAAAUCGGCCGUCUUGUCCAUACAAGUGCCAUCAUAUCAACACCGCAGUGUGAAUGCAAAUGGAUGUCCUGGUGAUAUCGUCACCGUGGCGGAGACCCGCCAUCCAUCUGGAGCUAAUAAUGGAGCAAACAAGUUUUUCUUGAUCAAGGCUAGUGGUUUAUGUUGUUGCAAAUGGCAAUAG